Hibiscus syriacus is the source of this 1008-nucleotide messenger RNA. RefSeq lists its product as uncharacterized. The record is from RefSeq and is a predicted model, not a curated record. Bases 1 to 1008 code for a protein of 335 amino acids. The transcript has 6 exons. NCBI's taxonomy places the organism in Eukaryota, Viridiplantae, Streptophyta, Magnoliopsida, Malvales, Malvaceae.
AUGGGGAAAAAUGUGUUGGUUCUGGGUGUUUCUCUUUUGUUUCUUCUUCUUCUUGGAGGUGUCUCUUCAGCUCCUACUGCUUCUUCACCUGCAAAGAUCGUUAGUGGGUUUUUAUCUAAUGCUCUGUCAGUCAUUAUGAAAUGGUUAUGUUUCCAAGGGAUGAUGAUGUGGAUAGCAAUCACUAGCAAGCCGAUGAUGAUGUUUGAGAGUGGAUACACAGUUGAGACCGUGUUUGAUGGGAGUAAGCUUGGGAUUGAGCCUCACACUGUUGAGGUUUUGCCUACUGGAGAGGUGCUGAUUUUGGACUCUGAUAAUAGCAACCUUUAUCGAAUUUCAGCUUCUUUAUCUUUAUAUAAUAGACCAACGCUGCUUGCUGGUUCCCCUGAAGGAUACCCUGGACAUGUCGACGGUAAGCCUAGAGAGGCGAGGAUGAACCACCCGAAAGGGUUAGCGGUAGAUGACAGAGGGAACAUUUUUAUCGCAGACACGAUGAAUAUGGCAAUCAGGAAAAUAAGCGAUGCAGGUGUUACAACCGUUGCUGGUGGGAAAUGGACACAUGGAGGGGGACAUGCAGAUGGACCGGGUGAAGAUGCAAAGUUCUCUAAUGAUUUUGAUGUCGUCUACGUUGGAAGCAGUUGCUCCCUUCUCGUGAUAGAUCGGGGAAACCGAGCUAUCAGAGAGAUUCAACUGCGUUUUGAUGACUGCGCCUACCGAUAUGGAAAUGGCUUCCCUCUUGGGAUUGGAGUACUUGUUGCAGCCGGCUUCUUCGGUUACAUGCUAGGUUUGUUACAGCGUAGAGUAGGCACCAUUGUAUCCUCCAAGAAUGUGAAUGCUGUUGUAUCGAGUUCGUGUCCAUACCAGGCACUCAUUCCAAAUGAAGAUGAACAAGUGAAGCAAGAAGAAGGCUUUUUCGGAUCCCUUGGGAAGCUUUUUGUCAAUGGUGGUGUAUGCGUUUCGGAAAUUCUUGGAGGAGUAUUUCCUGGUUUUCGAAAAAAGCCAGUAAGCUAA